CCCAAGCCGCACUAACCUUCUUCUCCUCUUCUCGCGUUGCCGCCUUGACAGCACCAGCUCCGCUUCCCGCUUCUCUCAUUCCCACCGCACAACCCAGCCUCAGCUGCUUCUCCUCCUCGUCUUGCUGCCCUCACCUUGCAAACACCCGCGUGCUCGCGAGCCACAGCAUCAUCUUCUCGUCCAUCCGCUCUGCACGCGGUAGCCCCAAUUUCAUCCCCUACUCGCUCGCCAUCAUAGUACAUACAUGACACAACAAUUGCUAUUCCCGGCUAGCCUCACUCGCAAACCAACAUCUACAGUCAAGCCCCAGCAUCUGUUCUACCGCCACUCCUUCAGCAUCCUUCUGUCAACGCGCAAGGGGAGGGCUGCACCUUUGCCCCGGUCGUCGACUCCCCUCUACCCGUCCAGCUAGACAUCGCCACGGAUACCAGAUUGUAGGCUGCUGUUAGCCCCCGUAUCCUGUCGACACGCCGCAGCGUUUCACCUGCAAUUGUCCGCGCCGUCCUACGGGGCCUCUUUUACAGUCAUUGCACAUCAAGCCGCCGAUGCGCACCGCCUUUACCCUCCAGCAAUAGAUUGUUGUCUCUUUCCGUCUCCAUCAUUGCGCUUCUAGGUCGGCUCCAUCAUCUCUCAGACAAACAUGGCGUCUGAGCAGGUUAACGGCAGGCCCUCGGCCGACAAGAUUCGCGACGACGACUUCCAACCCCCAGCUCCCGUCACAGAUGCGACACAACCUGGCUCUGGCCGGCAAACACCCGACAGCUUGCAUCGACUACAUCCAACAAGCUCCAACCAUUCAAAUCCCGGCGGCGCCAUCCCUCCUGCUUCAAAUUGGCCCGAGGAUCCUACUCGUCGGAGCGGCGAACGAAAUAGAUCACGACAAAGGUCUGCACGAUCAGGAAGCGGUCAAGUUCGCACUUGCAAGAAGUGCGGCGAGCAACUGACAGGCCAGUUUGUCCGUGCUCUGGACGGAACAUUCCACUUGGAUUGCUUCAAGUGCAGAGACUGCGGAGAAAUUGUAGCCUCCAAAUUCUUCCCUGCCGACGACAAUAAUGGUGAAGGGCAAUAUCCCUUGUGCGAAACCGAUUAUUUUAGGCGCCUUGGGUUGCUCUGUCACCAGUGCGGCGGCGCGCUUCGUGGAUCAUACAUCACCGCCCUCAACCGAAAAUACCACGUCGAUCACUUUUCAUGCUGCAUGUGUUCAACUGUCUUUGGCGCGCAAGAUAGUUACUACGAACAUGAUAGCAACGUUUACUGCCACUUCCACUACUCAACACGAUUUGCGCAAAGAUGCAACGGUUGCCAAACAGCUAUUCUGAAGCAGUUUGUCGAAAUCUUCCGCAAUGGCCAAAACCAACACUGGCACCCUGAGUGCUACAUGAUUCACAAAUUUUGGAAUGUACGCCUAGGCCAGGCUGUAGACGAGAACAACCCGCCUCCAGAACCCGACAACCAGGCCGACAAAGAUCGCAUUCGAAAGGAUGAGGAGCUGAUGGAGGAAAAGGUAUUCCGUAUCUGGAGCGUCCUAUCGACAUUCGAAGAAUCAUCGGCUGCCUGUAUUUCUGAUAUGUUGCUUCAUGUAAGCAAUGGAUCGUACGUCGACGGCGUUGUUGUAGCUAAGCGCUUCAUAUCGCACGUUGAAAUACUUUUCAAGUCUACCGAUAGGCUAGACCAAACAGUCCUCGAGCAAAACGGCAAAGGAUUGUCAUAUGGACGCGAAGCAAAAUUACUGUGCAAAAAGAUUGUUGCCUUCUUCUCACUCUUAUCGAAAACCCAGGACAACGAAGCUCGCAAGCUGGGUGUUACACAGGAACUUUUGUCCCUGGUUACCGGCUUGGCACACUACCUGAAGCUUCUUAUUCGUAUUUGCUUACAGGGCGCACUCCGACUUGAGCGCGAGGAUCAGAACAGCCUCGGCCUCAACCAAUUUCUCGACGACCUGCACGACUUUGAUGCUUCCAAGACAGACGACGGUAUGUUGCAAGCAGCCAUGGCAGAUGUUAGACUCUCUGCCAAGGAUUCCGAUCAAUGUGCAUUAUGUAGGAGAGCCAUUGAAGAUGAGUGCGCAAAGAACGGUGAUUCUCGUUGGCAUCUCGCUUGUGUUGGGUGUAACCGUUGCGGCCGCGAACUUGGACGUACGCUAGUCGACACCCGCUAUAAUGCACAGGAAGGCAAGUUGUACUGUCUCAAGUGCGCGCCACAGCUCGAUUCUGCGACACAAUUGGAGUAUGUCUCCAAACUGCAACAGUUUAUCUUCCUCUUGCAAGUAGCGCUCGCACGUCUGUUGAAUAUCCUCAGCAGCAAUGGGGCCAUCCCAUCCCACCCUAUCGCCAACGUCGACAAGAACAACCUAAUUACCGAGCCUCCACGCUUAACAGCCGAUUCACGAUCAAAAUCUUAUUCCCCAGUUGGCGGAAACGAGGCGCGCCGCGAGUCUACAUAUGAAAAUACCUUGAACGAAGUUCGCCGGCUCCGAAGCACGAGGCUUGAUCGACAUCUUUCAACUAGCGUCCGUCGUGCAAGGACAUCCAAGGUUUUUGAGGGAGAUGGUCGUGCUCUACGGGAAGUUUCACCGGCUGGAGACGCAGACACUGGCCCGCAGGAAUCUACGGAUGCCAUGUUUGGUCACAACGAUGCCAUUACGCUAGAUGAUAUCCCUCGCAUCGUGGCCGCCGAACAAUCGCGCGAGAAGCAAAACCAGCAGGCUGUUGGCCAACCCGCAGCUCCCGCUACACGACACAACCGCGCAUUUUCCCUAGGGAAGGACGCAGACUUCCGCACGCCGGAUUCCGUCCCAGCUCGAAUCACUCGCAAGUUUUUCCCAGAGUUGUCUGCCCUAGAGUACUUCAACAUGCGCCUCUUGGCGGUGCUGACAAUGCAUCCGCUUGUCGAGCAGGAAGUCAGUCUGGAGGAGCUUCUCUCGUUCAUUGAGGCCAGAAAACCUGCCACAUUUUGGAAGAAUUUGGGUAAAGCUUUCAAGAACGAUAAGAAUAAGGGUACGAAGAAGAAGGGUGUCUUUGGCGUCCCUCUGGACUCUAUCAUUGAGCGCGAUGGAGCUGAAUCCACUGAUGGUGUCGGCCCUGGUGCGCUACGUGUUCCUGCUAUUGUCGAUGAUAUUGUCACCUGCAUGCGCAAGAUGGACUUGUCGGUGGAGGGCGUUUUCCGAAAGAACGGCAACAUCAAGAAGCAACUGGAGAUGGUGGAGCGCAUCAAUGCAGAGGGUUGUGACUCAGUUAACUUCAUGGAGCAGCCCGUGAUUCAGCUAGCGGCUCUGCUCAAGAGAUACCUGCGCGAGCUGCCUGAUCCGUUGAUGACGCACAAGCUGUACGGCCUAUGGACCAGUGCAGCCAAGAUUUCGGACCCUGCCAAGAAGAAGCAGUGUCUACAUCUGCUAUGCUGCCUUCUACCCAAGAGCCAUCGAGACUGUUUGGAGAUUCUAUUCACAUUCUUGAAAUGGGCCGGCACUUUCCACCAACUUGACGAUGAGGGUGGUUCUAAAAUGGAUGUCCGCAAUCUCGCUACUGUUAUUGCACCCAACAUUCUCACCAAUCCUUCCAAGGCACCAGCCCUCGACAACGAGGCUAUGUUUGUUAUUGAGGCUGUCGAGGUACUCAUCACCAACAUUGAAGAAAUGUGCCAGGUCCCAGAUGAGUUGCUUUCGCUCCUGAACGACCCGUACCUCUUUAGCGGACCUGGAGAAGUCACCACCAAAGAGAUUCUCAAACGCUUCCAGGAUCGUCGUGGACAAGUCCAAAUAGCCGAUGUGAACGAAGUCUAUAACCGUCAAGACAUGUCUAGCCGAUCGCCCCCGAAGCGAGUCGAAACAGACCCCUCCCUUUGGCAGGCCGAGCGAACUGUCCGGCCCAUCAACGAUCCCGCUGCCCCGAACCAAACCAUGGGAACUCCACCCCAGCUCUGGACAUCCGGUGACGAGCGUCCGUCUCCCUAUAAGAAUAGCCAGUACACUGCGUCCGAUAGCAACCUGAGCGCUCCAGAGAACGGCCAACGGGGCGACUGGCGCAACUCGGCCUGGGGUCGUCAUCCCCCCGGUGGUCUUGGUGUCGGCAACUCAUAGCGUGUCAGCGCCGUUUGACACAUUUCCGCUAAGCGCAGGCGUUGGUUCAUAUUUUAUUAUGAGUUUCUUUUUGCACCCAUUGAUUGGCGUUUUGCGGCGUUUUAGUUUAUAUUCCAUUGGCUCUCGACAAUAGGCCCUCUAGUGGCAAGGUAUUCUGCUUCCAGGCACGCAUGGCUUGUGCCGCUGAGGGCAUAUGUCGAGGGCAUGGACGACGUACAAAUGAAAGCGAGUUGUUUUCCUGGAGAUUGUUGCUUGGCAUAUUGGGUGGACUGUUUGUGUAUUUUUGUUUUGUUUUGUUUUUUUGGCAACGAGAUGAUACGGAGUGACGAAAACAGGCGGCGCUGGUGUGGUUGGUUGUCAUCGAAGAAGAAGCACGUUUGUCUGCUUCGGCAGCAUGCAUUGCUUUUUUACAAAGCAGUACAAUUUUUGUUAUAUACGUAUGAAGCAUAGCACAUUUGGAUGGCGCAAGAGGGAGUAGAAGAACGAAAGUCGAAAAAACGAAGAGAUUGAAGCAUCAUGGGAGUUUUAACGCUCGAUCCGAUCGGAGCGAGGUCGAAGCAUUUUGUUUUGCGCAUUAGUUGGAAGACGAAAUUCAAUGGGAGUAACACCUUAAAAGACUGGUUAUCUCUUUAGAGGACAUUCAAUCGUGUUUCUCUUUUUAAUUUUUAAGUUGCAAUGGCGACUAUAGUGAUAAGAAACACAUUAAACUUUACAACGGAACACUUUUUGAUUCUGCUAGAAAACCCCCGUGACUGUAGUAUAUAAUUUUACAUAAAUUGUUUUGCUUGAGAGAAGACACAUGCAUUACAUCAGUGCCAUCGCGGCCGUAUUUUCUCUGUAUUAUCAAGAUAUGUACUAAUUAAAAACGAUGCGCACGAUGCGAACAACAGCAGCAGCUACGAAAAGUCAAGUAGCUAGCUAGCUUCAUUAUAAAUUAUAAAUGCCAACAGAACAAUAAAUGGCGUCUCCGUGUCCUUUUAAUUUUCCUUCAUCAGUUGUCUCUCACAAUCACAGUCAUUAGGCCUUGACAGCAGCCUUCUUGUCCUGCUCGAGGAACCAGCCAACGCCUCUAUCAAUGCCCUCCUGCACUGUCCACAGGGGCUCGUAGCCAAGCACCGUCUUGGCCUUUGUGAUGUUGUAGUAGCGAGUCAUGCCGGAGAUGGUAGCCCGCAGCUUGGUAAAGGUAGCAGGCUUCUGGAUGAUGCUGAAGAAGAUCUCAGAGGCCAUGCCAAAGAAGGCGCCCAUUUCGCGGCUGAGUUCCCAGACGCCUUCGGUACCCUUCUCGUUGCCGGCAGCGCGCCACACCGCACGGGCAAAGUCCCAAAAGUACACGGGGGAGUCGUUUGUGAUGAAGAAGACUUCGCCGUCGACACGCUCGUGGUCAAGAGGCUGCGUGGAAGCGCCAAGAGUGGCGAGCAGGCGGUGGGCAGCGAGUAAGUGGGCGUGGGCAAUGUUGCCGACGUAGGUAAAGUCGAAGAGGUUGUUGUUGUCGCCAAUCUGGACGUUGGUCUUGCCGCCCUUGUAGGCGCGCAGCAGGCCGGCGAGGUUCUGGACGUCGCCUUCGCCAAAAAUGCCGGCGGGACGGAGCGAUGUUGUGAGCAGCUUGUAGGGGUCGGUGCGGUUGGCCUUGAUGACGAGCUCUUCAGCGG
Molecule: messenger RNA, 5724 nt
Organism: [Torrubiella] hemipterigena
Lineage: Eukaryota; Fungi; Ascomycota; Sordariomycetes; Hypocreales; Clavicipitaceae
Source: the annotation of a GenBank genome assembly